Cebus imitator (Panamanian white-faced capuchin) is the source of this 2432-nucleotide messenger RNA. It is a transcript of the gene ARID5A, whose product is annotated as AT-rich interaction domain 5A. Bases 826 to 2112 code for a protein of 428 amino acids. The record is from RefSeq and is a predicted model, not a curated record. Gene Ontology annotation, molecular function: transcription cis-regulatory region binding. Gene Ontology annotation, cellular component: nucleus. NCBI's taxonomy places the organism in Eukaryota, Metazoa, Chordata, Mammalia, Primates, Cebidae. The transcript has 5 exons. Gene Ontology annotation, biological process: regulation of transcription by RNA polymerase II.
AGGCGACCGGCGGGCGGCACCGUGAGCCAGUAGGUCCAGGAGCGUGGGGUCCGUACGGGUACGCGCUGAGGGUCUCGGGGCGGGCGCCGCUGGACCUCGCCGGGCCAUGGCAGCCCCUGUCAAAGGGAACAGGAAGCAGACCACGGAGGGUGAUGCCCUAGACCCACCUGCGUCCCCCAAACCUGCUGGUGAGCAGAACAGGAACCAGAACCCCAUCCUGCUGGAGUUAACCUGUGGAAGAUCUACAAGGCAGUGGAGAAACUGGGGGCCUAUGAGCUGGUAAGGAAGGCACCUUCCAAUUCUUGCCCAACUCCAUCUUCUUGGGGUGAGCCUGCAGCCUCUGGACAGAGGAAGAGCCAGGAUCCCCUGUCCUGCCCCUGCCUCCCCACCUUCCCCACUGGUACUCUGCUGCUCAAAGCAGCUUUUCCAGCCUUCCCCAUCUGUCCUGCCCGCCCUGUGUUGGGAAAACUGCUUGGGCCAGCAGUCUUUGGCCCUGGGAGGGAGAAUGGGCCAGCUGCUGCUGGAGCCGCAGAGCAGCUGCCAAACUGCAGUCCUUGCCGGGUCCCUGUGAAGGGGGCUGGAGCUGCGAGGAUCCCGCCUCCAGGGGGCGCCCGCCAGCCGCGCCCUCACUAGGUGCCCUUGCAGGUGACCGGGCGCCGCCUCUGGAAGAAUGUGUACGACGAGCUGGGGGGUAGCCCUGGCAGCACCAGCGCGGCCACGUGCACACGCCGCCACUACGAGAGGCUGGUCCUGCCAUAUGUGCGGCACCUGAAGGGGGAGGAUGACAAGCCGCUGCCCACCUCCAAGCCCAGGAAACAGUACAAGAUGGCCAAGGAGAACAGGGGGGAUGACGGGGCCACCGAGAGGCUGAAGAAGGCCAAGGAGGAGCGGCACGUGGACCAGAUGAUGCCAGGAAAGACCAAAGCAGAUGUCGAUAACCCAGCACCACUUCCUAGCCGGGAGUCCCCCAGAAGCAGCACAGAACAGCAGGGUCCGGCCUCUGCAUCUUCUAUGUCCUUUGUGGGUGCCAGCAGCUGCCCUGAGGCCUACAAACGGCUCCUAUCCAGCUUCUACUGCAAGGGGACACAUGGCAUCAUGUCACCACUGGCCAAAAAGAAGCUUCUGGCCCAGGUGAGCAAGGUGGAGGCCUUGCAGUGCCAGGAGGAGGGCUGUCGCCAUGGGGCAGACCUCCAAGCAUCCCCAACUGUUCACCCCCCAGAGAGUCCUCAGAGCCCCAAAGGGCUGGCUGAGAACUCCAGGCACCGGCUGACCCCUCAGGAGGGACUGCAGGCCCCGGGUGGCAGCCUCGGGGAGGAAGCGCAGGUGGGACCCUGCCCAGCAGCCCCAAUCUUCACGGGCUGCUUCCACACCCACCCCACAGAGGUACUGAAACCUGUCAGCCAGCACCCCAGGGUCUUCUUCUCCAGACUUAAAGAUGGGGUGUUAUUGGGGCCUUCUGGCAAAGAGGGGCUGUCAGCGAAAGAGCCCCAGCUGGUGUGGGGCGGGGAUGCCAACCACCCUUCUGCAUUCCACAAAGGUGGCUCCAGAAAGGGCAGCCUCUACCCCAAGCCAAAAGCCUGCUGGGUAUCUCCCAUGGCCAAGGUCCCGGCCAAGAGCCCCGUGCCCGCAUCCACCUUCCUCAGUAGCCCAGGCCUUGUCAGCAAGCGCAGCCUGGAGGAAGAGGGUGCUGCCCAUAGUGGGAAGAGACUGCGGGCUGUGUCUCCCUUUCUUAAGGAGGCAGAUGCCAAGAAGUGUGGAGCCAAACUUGCGGGAUCUGGCCUGGUCUCCUGCCUGCUGGGCCCAGCCCUGGGGCCUGUGCCCCCAGAGGCCUACAGGGGUACCAUGCUGCACUGCCCGCUGAACUUUGCUGGCACCCCGGACCCCUUGAAGGGCCAGGCUGCACUGCCCUUCAGCCCCCUGGUCAUCCCAGCCUUCCCAGCCCACUUCCUGGCCACUGCAGGCCCCUCACCCAUGGCCACUGGCCUGAUGCACUUCCCGCCCACGUCCUUCGACAGUGCCCUCCGCCACAGACUUUGUCCAGCCUCAUCUGCCUGGCACGCACCACCAGUCACAACCUAUGCAGCACCCCACUUCUUCCACACCAAGUUGUAGGCCAGCCCAUGGUGUUGCAUGUACUGUGGAGUUGGCUGGGGCCCGUGAUGGGUAGGUGCUGCUGCCAGGGGGCUCUGGACUAGUGCCCACUACCCAGGACACCUAGGUCAUGACCCUGGCUGGGCAGCUUGGCACAAGCAAAGAAGGAGGCAGUGGGAAAACUGGGUUUGUCUCAAGGCAGCAGCCUGAGCCCAGGAGCAGAGGACCCAGUUGUUGUAAGGCUCUGGGAGAGGGUGGUCAGCUCCCACUGCCUCAGAGUGGAGCUCAAAGCACCCAGGUUGCCCACAGAAAGUCCAAUAAAAGACACCAAUGUGAAUUGA